Impatiens glandulifera is the source of this 1007-nucleotide messenger RNA. Its product is annotated as protein LSD1-like. The record is from RefSeq and is a predicted model, not a curated record. NCBI's taxonomy places the organism in Eukaryota, Viridiplantae, Streptophyta, Magnoliopsida, Ericales, Balsaminaceae. The transcript has 7 exons. Bases 319 to 843 code for a protein of 174 amino acids.
UAUUCGAUCAAACAGAAAAAAAGUGAAAAAGCUUUUGGAAAGAAAUCUCUUUCGUUUAUGAGCGGAGAGGAAGAAACAGCAGGAAGAAAAAAGAAGAAAUUGACCCAUCUUCGAAUCAUUCCUGCGUCUUCCUCUCACACCGUUCAUACAUCACUUUCUUUCAUCCAUUCUCUCGUCGGAUAUCUCUUGGUUUCAUCGAAUCUGUAUCUUUCCUCCUAUGUGGAUUGAGCUUUUGGAGGUUCCCAUUCCCCCUCAUCGUCCUCCAUAACCCUUAUUCUAUUACAGAGUGUUUGAAGGGGUGUGUUUAGAGAAAGCAAUAUGCAGAGCCAACUUGUUUGUAGUGGUUGUAGGAGCAUUCUACUUUAUCCAAGAGGAGCAACAAAUGUAUGUUGUGCACUCUGUAAUGCCAUCACUACAGUUCCUCCUCCUGGAAUGGAUAUGUCCCAGCUUGUAUGCGGAGGCUGCAAUAUACUGCUCAUGUAUGCUCGUGGCGCAGCGAGUGUUAGAUGUUCUUGCUGUCAAACGGUCAACAUCGCCUCAGCAUCAUGUCAGCUAGCUCAUAUCAACUGUGGGAACUGUCAUACUUUGUUGAUGUAUACUUAUGGAGCUCCAUCUGUAAAAUGUGCAAUUUGUCAUUAUAUUACUAAUGCAAACAUGGAAAAUUUCAGGAUCCCCAUUCCUAUGCAUAAUAAUGGGACGACACAGCAACCACCACCACCACCGCCAAUGUCUCAGCCUCAAACGCACCACCAAACAGUGGUUGUUGAGAAUCCAAUGACGGUUGAUGAAAGUGGCAAAUUGGUGACCAAUGUUGUCGUCGGAGUCACAACUGAUAAAAAAUGACCCGCCAUUGGAGUACCGGUUGGAUCUUGUCUAAGAAGAUGGGUGCGAAUAAUAUUUAAAUUUCAUUGAUUUAUACUGUGUAAUCAAUCAUCAACAAUACCCAAAACAUAACUUUGUAGUAGUUUGAAUGUGGUUUUAAAAUUCAUAAAUGCAAUCUAUAAGAA